AUGGAAGUCACUACUCGAGAAGGUAAGCAGACCAUUGAUCCCCCUAUGCCGUCUGAGGUUGAAAUUGUGGUAGAAAGAUAUGAAGAUGAGAUUAAGGUUAGUGGAGAGUCUAAAAAUGCUACAGAGAAGGAAGUGGAGGUAACCAAAACGGUUGUUCCCAUCCCUAGACCUCCAUCUCUAUUCCCACAGAUAUUGGUGAAGAAGACCGAAAAAGGAAAAUACCGCAGCUUUGGAGCCAAUGCGUGGGUAUGCAAGUUUAUGAAGGAUUUGGUCACCAAAAAGAGGGCUGUCAGUUUUGAGGAUGAUGCAAGGUUACAACAUUGUAGUGCUAUCGAUAUGCGGUCAUUAGUGCAAAAUAAAGAGGAUCCUGGAGCUUUCACUAUUCCUUGUACUAUUGGGAUGUUGCAUUUUGUGAAGGUGUUGUGUAAUUUGGGUGUCAGCAUUAAUUUGAUGCCAUUGUAUCUAUACAAGAAGUUGGGUUCAGGGGCUCCAAAAUCGACUGCGAUGCGUCUACUCAUAGCCGAUAGAAUUGUGAAGAAGCCCAUUGGUGUUCUCCAAGAUGUCCUUGUGAAAGUGGAGUCGUUCAUUUUUCCAACGGUUUUUGUGAUACUUGAUUGUGAGGUUGAUUUUGAUGUUCCCAUCAUUUUAGAGUGA
This is a messenger RNA of Solanum verrucosum, 654 nucleotides long. RefSeq lists its product as uncharacterized. The record is from RefSeq and is a predicted model, not a curated record. Lineage: Eukaryota; Viridiplantae; Streptophyta; Magnoliopsida; Solanales; Solanaceae. The transcript is spliced from 2 exons. Bases 1 to 654 code for a protein of 217 amino acids.